AUGAGCCUCGCUCGUCAGGCACUGGCGCGGUGGACAGAGUUAAGCGAGAGAGCCGUCGAGCGGUAUCAGAAGCUAGGAUGGAAGGGCAAGGUGAUGGUGUGGGCGUGGGCGGGACUGCACGUCGUUUUCGGCGCGCUGUUCUGGCUCAUUGGGCCUGAAAGGAUCUUUGCCUGGUUCGCUUCGCUCGCCGAUGACGUCCGAGAACUGCCGCACGGAUGGCUCAUCCUGUCCGCCAUCAUCGUCGUGACCUCUGUCCCGCCGCUAAUAGGCUACGGAACCGCACAAACACUCGUCGGCUUCGCCUACGGCGUCACUCCCGGCUUCUACAUCUCGGCUGGCAGUUGCCUUCUUGGCGGAGCGUUCGCCUUCGUACUCUGCCGGAAACUCGUCACCCUCUUUGCGCCCUUCAUCCAGCGCGACAAGACCUUCGCGGCCCUCUCGCGCGCCGUACGCGUCAAGGGACUCCCCCUCAUCACCCUUCUGCGACUUUGCCCUUUCCCCUAUCCUUACUCGAACCUCUUCUUCGCCUCGGUCGAGUCGGUCACAUUCUCCGAGUUCAUGCUGGCGACGCUUGCUAUCACGCCCAAGCUUCUCCUACACGUCUUCAUCGGCCACCGCACCUACCUCUUCGCCGACCCUGCUUCGCGGCACAAGAUGGACUCGACGACUCGCUGGAUCAACGGCAUCUUCAUGGUCGGCGGUACCAUUCUCGGCAUUGCCACGUCCUGGUACCUCUACCGUCUCACGAUGCGCUACGUCUCCGAGACGACCGACAUCCCGGAAGAAGACCUCGAGGCGGGCUUGCUCGAUGACGUUGACGAGCUGCUCGCGUCAGCUGGAGGGAGCGCCGUGGCUUCGGAUGCUGAGGCUGAGGAGCGGGCGAAGGAGCAGAAAAGGACGGGUACGGCUGAGGGAAGAUUGGUGGAGCCUGGCGAGGACGACGCGGUGGUGCGGAAGGCAGCCGUGAUUCAGCCAGGCCGCCCAUCAGCCGACAACUGGGACGGCUCGGACAAUUUCUCCGACUUUGACGAGCGUGCAGAAGCGGGACGAAUAGUGGCAGGAGUUGAGGCGAACGGGCACGACCGGCGGGAAUCGGUCGCUUGGGGGUUGGACGCGGAGUUGGACUUGAUGGGUGAUGAGGAGGAGCAGGUCAAGAAGCGGUUAGACUGA
Molecule: messenger RNA, 1170 nt
Organism: Rhodotorula toruloides NP11
Lineage: Eukaryota; Fungi; Basidiomycota; Microbotryomycetes; Sporidiobolales; Sporidiobolaceae
Product: SNARE associated Golgi protein
Exons: 5
Coding region: 1-1170 (389 amino acids)
Biological process (GO): mitotic spindle elongation; vesicle-mediated transport
Cellular component (GO): Golgi membrane
Source: RefSeq, a predicted model, not a curated record